CAUCCAUUCCCGCAUUGCAGAAUGACUUUGGGGCCCCCUCGCUAAUUGAUAUCUGUAUUUAAAUUCACGCAACACCUGGGACAGCUGUCUCGUGUAAUGGCUUGACCAACCCCAGAUCGCACAGGAUUUCGGUUAGAGAUAUCGAAAGAAUUGAAUUGAGCUUCUAAUAUACUCUGUUAAAUAUGGCUUCAUCCAAUCCCAUUCCUAGUCCGGCUCCGGAGGCUGCUGCUCCUGGCAAACCCGAGUCAUCUCAGAAUCAUGCCUCUCCGGCUCGUCGUCCGCGGCCUUCGAGGCCCAACUAUCGCCUGAUCCAUCGCUUUCCUUUCCCGGUCGAAGUGCAUCCUCUCCCUCCUCUCAUUCCCCAUAACCCGCUCUCGCUCGUCAGCGUGCUGCUUUCCUACCUGACGUACUUUAUCUCCCCCCCGCAUCAGGAAGUCUACUCUGCCUACUUUGACUCGGCCACCUCCUCGAUUCAUGUCACGGAUCCCAAGGCUAUAAAAGCCCUCUGGGAGAUGGGCUUCUUCGGCAAGGGAACCCUCAGUCGAAGUGAGCCGAGUUGGUUGGAGCGUGAGAAAAAGAGGCGAGGACUACUUGGGGGUAUGACUAGCGAGGAGGUCACACGACAGCGACGGACGGAACGCCGCGAGUUGAAACUGGAGCGGGCGAGGAUGGAAAAGCUUGCCAUCGAGGAGCGACUCAAGGCCGAAGCGGCUGCCAGGGAAGGCGGCGUGAUGCCCACCGAGCAGUCCCCCCUCUCACCAACCCCGAAUGGUGUCACGGAAGGCACAACACCCGUUACGGAGAAGUUCUCCCUGCGGAAAGCUAGGGAAGCCAGGCUCCUUGAGUCACAGCGCGCAGUGUCACAAGACGGCAGUGCACACCCCCUUAACUCCCCCGGGAAACGGACACCUAGUGGCAGCAAGACCGUGCGGUUCUCUCCAGUAGUUCAGGCCAAGGAGUUCGUGUCUGAUUCGGCUAUCUUGAGCUUGCCAGAAACGUCUGUGGAUGGACGGGAGGCCAACGAGGAACCUGUAUUGAACAAUGAAGAGCACCUUCAAUUAUCCACCGAGGAGGCCUUCUUUCUUGUAUACGGGCUUGGCGUCCUGCGGGUUCUAGAUGAUACGCGAACAGAUGCCAUUCCUACCUCUUCCCUACUGCCGUUGUUCUGUCGAAACUCGUACUUCCCCCCUCGGGAUCCGUCGGCAGAUCUAACGCCGGACGAUCCGUUCAUGAUAUCCUAUGUUGUGUACCACCAUUUCCGGUCCUUGGGGUGGGUUGUGCGCUCCGGCGUGAAGUUCGGUGUGGAUUAUAUUCUCUACAACCGUGGACCCGUCUUCUCGCAUGCGGAGUUUGCUGUUGUGGUCGUCCCAUCCUAUGGUCAUUCCUACUGGUCUGAAACGGCAGAACGCAGGGCGCAUUGUGAGGAGAAGAUGGCACGCAGUUGGUGGUGGCUGCAUUGUGUCAACCGGGUCCAGGCACAGGUGAAAAAGAGCUUGGUGGUUUGCUAUGUGGAAGUGCCACCGCCAACCUCCUACGAGCUGGACACUCCCUGCGAGGAGGAUAUCGGAGCUAUGCUGGGUCGGUACCAAGUUCGGGAGAUGGUGAUUCGCAGAUGGGUCCCUAAUCGGACUCGGGACUAGACGACGCAUUCUUUGGCUUUCUGUACUAUACGCAGUGUAUUCCCUGGCGUUGGGUUUUCGGCAAGACACAAUGCACUUCGCUCAUUGUAACCAUGUAACAUUACUCUCGCGAAAUCCCGUGGUGGGAUUGUUGGCCGUGACCUCCCGAUCUGAAAUGCAACACUA
Molecule: messenger RNA, 1805 nt
Organism: Aspergillus sclerotioniger CBS 115572
Lineage: Eukaryota; Fungi; Ascomycota; Eurotiomycetes; Eurotiales; Aspergillaceae
Gene: sen2
Product: tRNA splicing endonuclease subunit SEN2
Exons: 2
Coding region: 183-1640 (485 amino acids)
Biological process (GO): tRNA splicing, via endonucleolytic cleavage and ligation; tRNA-type intron splice site recognition and cleavage
Cellular component (GO): tRNA-intron endonuclease complex
Molecular function (GO): nucleic acid binding; tRNA-intron lyase activity
Source: RefSeq, a predicted model, not a curated record